AAAUAUCUACGAGUGGAUAUGGUUGGUUAGUUCCUCAGAAUCGAACACCAGAGCUAGAGUUCCCUCCCAGUCGCCAGUCGGCCAGUCCUACUCUCUCUCUCUUUUGCUCUGAUAGUCUGAACCACCCAUGACUUCUACGGUCUCAACAGCUUUGGAUCUUCGUUUUACCAUAUCUCUUCCAUCAGACUCAAAGAAACCCAGUUUCCUCUCCUCACCUCUCAGACUCUCUACAAAGAGGUUUACGGUUUUCUGCAAAUCUCCUUCCGAGAUAGCAGAGCCUCGCCAAAACCCAUCUCUCUCUGACCAAUUGAAACCCCUCUCUCUCACUCUCCUCUCUGACACCAAGGACCAGCAACCGCAGCCCACCCUCCUCUCAAAGCCGAAAUCUACUUGGGUUAACCCCUCCAAGCCCAAGCGCUCUGUCCUCUCUCUUCAACGCCAGAAACGUUCCUCUCACUCUUACAACCCUCAACUCAGAGACCUCAGGCUCUUCGCCAAGAAGCUCAAUGGCUGUGAACCUACCGAAGCCGCCUUCUCUGUUGCUCUAGAAGAAAUUCCACACCCACCCACUAGAGAAAAUGCCCUGUUAAUCCUCAACAGCUUGAAACCAUGGCAGAAAACCAUGCUUUUCUUCAAUUGGCUCAAGACCCAGAACCUUUUCCCCAUUGAAACAAUCUUCUACAACGUUGCUAUGAAGUCCCUGCGAUUCGGGAGGCAGUUUGAGCUCAUUGAGGAGCUUGCCCAAGAGAUGAUCAACAAUGAAGUUGAGCUUGACAACAUUACUUACUCUACCAUCAUAACUUGUGCCAAGAGGUGCAACCUUUUUGACAAGGCUGUGGAGUGGUUUGAGAGGAUGUACAAGACUGGUUUGAUGCCUGAUGAGGUUACUUACUCUGCUGUUUUAGAUGUUUAUGCCGAAUUGGGGAAGGUGGAGGAGGUUUUGAGCUUGUAUGAGAGGGGAAGGGCAAGCGGGUGGAAGCCUGACCCGAUUGCUUUCUCUGUUCUGGGGAAGAUGUUUGGGGAGGCUGGGGACUAUGAUGGCAUCAGGUAUGUCUUGCAGGAGAUGAAGACUCUGGGGGUUGCGCCCAAUUUGGUCGUUUACAAUACGCUGUUGGAAGCAAUGGGCAAGGCUGGAAAGCCGGGUCUGGCCAGAGCCCUGUUUGAGGAGAUGGUUGCGGCAGGUUUGACCCCAGAUGAGAAAACACUUACUGCUCUGGUUAAGAUUUAUGGGAAGGCGAGAUGGGGUCGGGAUGCUCUGCAGCUCUGGGAGCGGAUGAGAUCGAACAAGUGGCCGAUGGAUUUCAUUCUUUACAACACAUUGUUGAGCAUGUGUGCUGAUCUUGGAUUAGAGGAGGAAGCUGAGAGGCUGUUUGAGGAUAUGAAACAAUCAGAGCAAUGUAGUCCGGAUAGCUGGAGCUACACAGCGAUGCUUAAUAUAUAUGGCAGUGCGGGUAAGGUUGAUAAGGCGAUCGAAUUGUUUGAGGAAAUGUCGGAGUCAAGUGUGAAGCUCAAUGUGAUGGGAUGUACUUGUUUAAUACAGUGCCUCGGGAGAGCCAAGAGAAUCGAUGAUGUUGUGAGGGUGUUUGGGAUCUCAAUUGGUAGAGGGAUUAAGCCUGAUGACCGUCUUUGUGGGUGCUUGCUGUCUGUUGUGUCUUUCUGUGAGGAAGAUGAGGAUGUGGACAAGGUUCUUUCUUGCUUAGAGAAGGCUAAUGCCAAGUUGGUUGCAUUUGUUAAACUGCUUAGAGAUGAGGAAGCUAACUUUGAUAAAAUCAAACAAGAUCUACGUAUGAUACUCAAUGAAGCUGUGGUCGAAGCCCGUAGACCUUUCUGUAAUUGCCUGAUUGAUAUAUGCCGGAACCGGAAUCUCCAUGAGAGGGCCCAUGAGCUGCUAUACUUGGGCACUCUUUAUGGGUUGUACCCUGGUUUGCAUAACAAGACUGAAGAUGAGUGGUCAUUGAACCUUAGGUCACUAUCCGUGGGUGCAGCCUACACUGCUUUUGAAGAGUGGAUGGGGAGUCUUUCUAAAAUCAUGGAGCGUCAAGAGGCACUGCCAGAAGUGUUCUCUGCUUAUACUGGUUCAGGGACUCACAAGUUCUCUCAGGGACUUGCUAGCACUUUCGCUUCCCAUUUGGAGAAAUUAGCUGCUCCAUUUACGCAAAGUGAAGAGAAAGCUGGAUGUUUUGUGGCUACUCGAGAUGAUUUGGUAUCAUGGGUGCAAUCCAGGGUUCCGCCUCCAGCUGUUGGUGCAUAAUAAUAUACACAGGAACAGGAGCACCAUCUUCAACUGAAGCUUAUACUGUUGUGACUACCUGUAAACUUUUCCGCUAUUUGUGUUUGCAGUUUUGGGGUUCAACCAUGAAUCCUAUCAUCUGUUUACUCUUGUAUUUGUUGAAUUAUUUAAUUCUACCUUUUAAACGAUCUUAUCUAUUAUCGCUAA
Messenger RNA from Nelumbo nucifera (sacred lotus), 2437 nucleotides. Its product is annotated as pentatricopeptide (PPR) repeat-containing protein. Gene Ontology annotation, molecular function: rRNA primary transcript binding; protein binding; mRNA binding. Gene Ontology annotation, cellular component: chloroplast stroma. Gene Ontology annotation, biological process: positive regulation of translation. NCBI's taxonomy places the organism in Eukaryota, Viridiplantae, Streptophyta, Magnoliopsida, Proteales, Nelumbonaceae. The record is from RefSeq and is a predicted model, not a curated record.